AUGGCCAUUCCUCUAUCUCUAAAAGGCCUCACACCCCGCGAAGCAAUAACAGACACCGCAUACCGUCUAGCCCGAAGCUUCGACCACAACGACAUAAACGCCUUCAACUCAGCAAUAUCCGAAGACGCAGUCCUCGAACUAAACAUCACCGAGCCUCUUAUGUUUACCGGCAUCUCAAAUAUUCGCGCUGCUACUUUCGACCGUGUCGUGAAGAUGGAUACCUCCCAUAUGCUUAGCAAUAUUCGUGUUGAUGUUCAGCAGGGCGCGAAGGAAGCUACGUUGCAAUGUUAUACACUUUCUCAGCAUUGUCCUCUUGGGAUGGGGAAAGAUGUAAAGGCACCUAAGUAUCUUGCUGGGGCGGAGUUUAUGUUUGAGAUGGAUUUUCAUGAAGGGGAUGGGAAUGGAGAUGGGCUUUGGAAGAUUAGGAGGUGGAUUGCCGGUCUUGUUUGGGCGGAGGGUGAUGAGUCUCUUAUUUUGAGUAAUUAG
This is a messenger RNA of Penicillium angulare, 486 nucleotides long. RefSeq lists its product as uncharacterized. The record is from RefSeq and is a predicted model, not a curated record. The coding region runs from base 1 to 486 and encodes 161 amino acids. The transcript has a single exon. NCBI's taxonomy places the organism in Eukaryota, Fungi, Ascomycota, Eurotiomycetes, Eurotiales, Aspergillaceae.